Micromonas commoda is the source of this 921-nucleotide messenger RNA. RefSeq lists its product with no specific name. The record is from RefSeq and is a predicted model, not a curated record. Lineage: Eukaryota; Viridiplantae; Chlorophyta; Mamiellophyceae; Mamiellales; Mamiellaceae. Bases 150 to 845 code for a protein of 231 amino acids. The transcript has a single exon.
CAGACGCCGCGGCUUGCUGCGAGCGUUGUCGUUCGAAAGACGGGUGUAACGUUUGGGUCUUCUGCGGUGACGCGGAAGGCUGCGGCGCGAAGGUUGGCCAGUGCUGGCUGAAGCGGCAGACUCUGUACGAGGGCCUUCCCCCGGGGGCGAUGUCUCGGGGUGACGGUACGCCGUGGAUGUCGGGCCACCUGCCGAGAUACUCGGACCCUAAAGAUGACCCGACGGGAGGUGUCGACGUGGAGAUGAGAAAGGUGGACAUCGCGCUGGUCGAGUCGACUCCUCCGGCUCGACCGCGGGAGUGCGGCUCGCCCGCGGUUGACGGGUACUCGCACGUGGUUCCCGACUGCCUGGUCAAAUCACGCACCAACGUCGAGUUCGAUCGGUCGGAAGCGGCGCGGUCAGAGCAGGUGGCGUGGUACGAGGAACACGCGAGCUACGACGGUUUGGCGGUGGCGUGGGGAAUAGGACACAGAAAACCGACGGCGGCGGCUUGCGCGGCGGCUUGUCGGGCACACAAACCUGGACCUCCUCACCACGGUCCGUUCGCUGAUUUGCCCUGCAACGCGUGGGUUUGGUGUCCGGUGAUGGAGACGAAAGGAUGCUUCGAACCGGACGCGCACACCCACGGACCCGGGGACUGUUGGCUCAAGUUCACGGAGACGCCGGAGAACGUGGAGGUGAAUCAACGGGGCGCGAACGACGCGCCGGGGACGGUCAAGGAUGGCGCGACGUACAGGAAAAGGCACCCAGACGCUCCGAGGUUGGCGCACUGGACCAGCGGGGUGAUGCUGCCGCCGGGAUGGACGCCGUCGAACGGGACGUACGGUCCUAGGGCGACGUGGUAGAGAGCUUAGAGGUGGUUGACCCGAAGGGACCUCCCUUCGACGGUUCUUAGAAGAUUAUUCGCAGACCUGUUGUACG